GGAGUUAUGCCAACAAUCCCAGGGGCAGUAUCCAGCCGUCACUUGUACAAUCGUUGUGUUACGUGGUUGUGACAGGAUGCCGGCCGUCAGGAGUCAGUGAUUUUCAGGGCACUUUCCCGCACUUACGCAUCCCAGGAAUGAAAAUGCCUACACAUACAAGAUUUACUGGCAACGGGGCGGACCUACGGGACUCUACAGCAUGUCCGGUCGUCGUGCGUCCCCAGCACGAUUCCAACUGCUUCGAACUUCGGAGUGAUAAAUUAUCAAGUCUUCUCACCAACAGCGAUAUUGCUGACCUCCCUGUGGUAGUCUUGUCAGUCGCAGGGGGCUUCCGACUCGGAAAGUCCUUUCUUCUCGGAUUCUGCAUCAGGUACCUCAAGCACCUAGGGAUGUCGUCAGACCCAUCAGAUUGGAUGGACGAGGACAAUAUACCCUUGACAGGCUUUUCUUGGAGGUACGGCAGCGAAAGGGAGACCACUGGUAUUCAGCUUUGGGGCAAAGUGUUCAAGGUGAAGACGCGAAAAUACGGGCUCGUGGCAGUCGUUCUGAUGGACACAGAAGGCUCAUUCGACAACAGGUCCACGAUGGAAGGAAAUGUCACAAUUUUCGCAAUGAGCAUGCUACUGAGUUCUAUCCAAGUGUACAACCUGACCAAACAUAUAACGCAAUGCAAUCUGGAACACCUGGAGCUAUUUGCGGAGUAUGCUAGCAUGGCUAAAAGUGCUGGCGGCAAGAACAAAGAAGUGUUUCAGAAGCUCCUCUUCCUCAUUCGUGAUUGGCAAUAUCCCGGAGAGAAGCCAUUUGGACUGGAAGGAGGACGAGCGCUUCUUCACCCUUUCCUUCAAAGGGACCCCACACUGCCACGUGAAGUAUCCGACCUGCGCGAAAAAAUCAGAACCAGCUACAGCGAAAUGGCAUGUUUCCUCAUGCCCAGACCCGGUGACGCGGUGGAGAACAAGAGGUUCGACGGAAGGCUUCGUGAUAUAUCUCAAGAUUUUAAGCAUCACUUGAAGAAGCUUGUGCCUUAUCUUCUUUCGCCCGAAAGGCUGGUUCCAAAAAUGAUCAAUGGAAGAAUUGUCACCUGCAAGGAGCUCGUGUGCAUGUUUCACGCUUAUUUCAACGUCUUCAAAGGAAAACAGCUCCCGGCACCCAUGACGGUCUUCAACGCAACUGCAUAUGUAAACAAUCAGCUGGUCAUCGAAGAAAUCGUCAAUUACUAUGAAACCGAAAUGAAAAAGAUCGCCUGGAUGGAUGAAUUUCCCGAAUGUGACACUAACAUCAAAAAUGAACAUGAUACACUGAUGAUGGAGUGUUUGUCAAUGUUCGAGAAUGAAACCACGCUGGGAAGCCACGACACAGAGCUUCGGGAACAGCUCGUGAAGGAACUCACUGCUCGCUACGACAUGCGCCAACGUACUCGUAAACUGUUGAGGGAGCUUAACGAGGAGAUGGAGCACCGCAUUCGGAUAGAUAGAGAAGAGGCUCAGCGUCUUUAUGAAGAAGAAGCCCAAAGGGUGAUUGAAGAGGAGAAUGCGAGACAUAGGGAAGAGAUGGCUGCUAUGGAAGAAAGACAGCGCAGAGAGAUGGAACAGAUCCAGCGAUCGCAACCCAGAGAUGAUGAUGAAGAUGAUGAUGAUGAAGAUGAUGAUGAUGAUGACGACGACGACGACGACGACGACGACGAUGAUGAUGAUGAUGAUGAUGAUGAUGAUGACAUUUGCGUUAUCCUUUGACAGUUAGAGGCGACCAGGCUCUGCUCUCUGUGGACUAUUCAAUCAAGAAAUACUCAGGCAGCAGUGUGAUAUUCGUACUGGUUGUGUGAUUGGUUGGCUUUGCCGAUGUCGUACUGGGGUAGAUCGAAUGGCGAUAUUGGUCCAAUUUGGUUACUGCAGCAGGGCUCAGUUGGGAUCAGUAUUGCAUGCCGUCACUCAACUCUGCCAUUGCCAAAGUGGUUACGAUCAGGCAAACCCUUACUAUAAUUCGUUAACUUUUACUUGCAACAUACCCAGUGUCCCUCAUGGUUGUUUUAGCCCAUGCACGACGAUCGCAUUAAACUUUGCCAUAGGGGGGGGGGGAUAUGUUUAUUAAGAAAAGGAAAAGAAAGGCUUUGCCAUAGAUUUUACAAAAAAGUUGCUGUGUACGCAAAUUACUAGACAUAUGAUGAGUUACUAGAUUUCGUAUGGCUGCUUUCGGGUUAGUGUUUUUAGUUCUCAGUGAAUAGAUUUCCGUUAAGGAAUGUUCUUUACAUUAUUUUCUAUUGUGUGGAAGAGCCUACUCGUUCCCUACUUCACCUCCGGUGCUUAAGAUUGUCUAUGUCUUUGACUUCCCGUGAAAAUAAAAAGACCAAGCCUCUGGUAUUCAUAUAAUUGGCAACAUAAGUGCAUCGGUGCGCCGUCUAUAGGCAACCGGAACGGUUGUCACACGGUUCAUUUGUCCCUUAGUUUCCCCAGCAAUCGACCUUAUUUGGGGCGGAGGUGCCCUGUUUGGAAGCGGUGUUAUAUGUUUAAUCUGAGAUACUUCAGAAGGUGUGUUGUAGAAAACCAUGGGGAGUGUACCCACCCUUGGAGGGUGCAGGAAAAUCCCUGCGUUUGUCCGUCUUCCUUUUUAUCGCCAUCUUGCACUCGCAAAUUUCACCUAGCAAGCUCCUAGGCAACCAUCAUUCCGAAUGACAUGGUUAUCUCUCAUCGUUUACUGAAAGCGGGACGCCUUUUUUGUGACACGCACUGCGCAAUUGUCACAAGAAAGUCCCACGCUUCCUAUUUUCAUCAAAUCAGGGGACAGAACGAUACCAUUCGGGAUGAUGGUUGGCUACGUGUGCAUGCUAUGUGGUGAAGUUGAUUCUCAAAUGUGGGACAAGUGUCUAGUAAUAUUUUGCUCGACGAACAUCCUGUCUACACAUAAGCCGACAGUUGCUUCUUUAAGCUUUCGUCGGUCCCGCAACGAAAUCCUCAGAGG
Molecule: messenger RNA, 2955 nt
Organism: Ornithodoros turicata
Lineage: Eukaryota; Metazoa; Arthropoda; Arachnida; Ixodida; Argasidae
Product: atlastin-2-like
Exons: 13
Coding region: 138-1733 (531 amino acids)
Molecular function (GO): GTPase activity; GTP binding
Source: RefSeq, a predicted model, not a curated record